AUGCCUUCCAGAGACGGUAGCAAGGCUUCAAGCUCUCAGGUGCCUUUGUAUUUGUGGGGAGGUUUCGAGGUGUACAAGAAGAGGUUUGUGGCCAACUUGCGCCGCAUUACAAAUGAAGAUCAAUUCCAGAGGUGGCGGGCUCCUUAUGCUUCUGCAAUUCCUGAGGAUGUGCAUAUCAAGCUGGCGAAGCCUUUGACUGACAACAUGCCUUGCGUAGAUGCGAAUGAUCCAAAUGCGAGAAUCAUCACCUUCCGUCCCUUUUACUUCUCCUUGGGCUUCAAAUUCCCAUUGUCGAAGCUCUUCAAGGAGGUGUUUUGCACCAUGGGGUGUGCUCCGAGCCAGUGUACUCCCAAUGUUUAUCGGGCGAUCAUGUGCUUCGAGAAUCUAAGCCGUUUCUUCACGUUGGAGCUAACAGUGCGAGAGUUCUUCUAUUUUUUUGAAGUGAGGUGUUUGAAGGAGUACGCACAACUUCGCACCUGCAAUGUCAAGCUGUUUGACAGUCUUAGCCAAGGAGAUCAAGUGUGGCAUGCUGAUGUGUUGGAAGUCAGCGGACGGUGGGAAGGCGAUGUUGGUGAUGGUCCACUUGUUCCCAUCACCUACUGCAAUUCGGAUGACAUCAGCAAGAAAUUGGAGCUUGAGCCUGACAUGGCUAAGGUCCGCCGCGCUUUGAACAUCCCCCAAAAGUUCCGUGAGUGGCGUUGGCUGUUGAACGAGUAUCGGGAGGAGGACGGUGCUCUGCCCCCAGCCGAGGAUGUCGAAAGAUGGAAGCAGAAUGGUCCGGACCCUGAUGAUCUGUCUGCUGAACAAGAGGCAUGCUCUGCUGAACCCCCAUAA
This is a messenger RNA of Prunus armeniaca (apricot), 834 nucleotides long. NCBI's taxonomy places the organism in Eukaryota, Viridiplantae, Streptophyta, Magnoliopsida, Rosales, Rosaceae. The record is from the annotation of a GenBank genome assembly.